GCAAGCAGCUCCGCCUCUGUACUUGCUUUGUGCGUGUGAGCUCGCUCAGUCCGACCCUCCUCUUCUUCUUCAGCGGUGGCCUGCGUCUUUGGUCUCUUGAUCAGGCCAAGAAACAGAGCAAUUCAUGCUUCUCUAUGGGAUUUAGAUCAAAAGGGGGUUGCUCUGCUCAUGCUUGUCAUAACAGCAAACAGUUUCUCACUUUGGUUUUGGAGGAUUUAUCGGGUCAGAGAGGGUUUUGGGUUUUACUUGAUACACAAGUUCUCAAAGAUCGCCGGCAGAUUUUGUUUCCCUUUCGCCUUCUCUCUUUCCUAAAUUUUUGAAUUCGAGAUGAUAUCUUUCCUUCCUUAAUAGUCCACCCCCACACGCUAGAGGAGAAAACGAACGCCGGUUUUUUUUUUUUUUUUUUCAAUUCUGACAUGAGCACCGUGAGCGUAGAGCAGAGAAAACCAGGCAGAGAAGACAGGGGGCUGCUGAAACCAAUGAGGAAAAUCCGCGUGAUGUACCGCGACCCCGACGCGACCGACUCCUCGAGCGAUGAGGAGGACACGAAAUUUUGUGAUCGGAUUGCGCCGCGGAAGAAGAGCGUGCGGGUUGUUAAGGAGAUUGUGAUUCCAUUCACGAGACACGGAUUGUGCAAAGAGAUCUCUCCGUGCCUCGCUAACAAUAGUCAGAAGUGGGCUACUGGCGCAAGUGACGUUCUGAGCCGAGCAAGCACGAGAUCUCGUGGGUCGUCUGCUUAUAAAGGGGUCCGGAGGAGGCCGUGGGGGAGAUUCGCGGCGGAGAUACGCGAUCCUACUCGGGGGGUCCGAGUGUGGCUCGGCACUUACAGCACUGCAGAGGAGGCUGCUCUUGCCUACCAGCAGAAGAAGCUCGAGAUCGAUCAGAAGAUUGAAUCUCGGAGUAAGAAGAAGAAGGAUAACUCGAUCUGCGAUUCGAAGGGCGAGCCAGAAGACAACAGAAGCGAAUUGUUUUGUCAUCGAUCUCCAUCAUCAGUGCUUGAUGUCCACAAGUCUUCUUCAUUUAGCAGGGGACAAGAUGAGCUGGUUUUCACAGAACAAGACCGGUUCAUCCAAGCGUUUGGGGAUCGAGCGUGGUCGUCAUCAACCUGUCAAGAACUUGGUUUCGGACGCGAGGACAGCUUCAUGCUCGAUAACGAGUUUGGCAGUUUUUUCAACAGCAUCGAUCUCUUUGACGAUUGCAAAGUAUACGAUCUACCCGACAUGGACCUCGAUUUAGGUAACGAUGAGCUUGGUUGGAUUGAUGAAGCAACAGAUAUGGCAUGCACAUAGCUGAGCCAAAUUAGUUUAAUUUAUGGAGCAUUUUUUAGUGUCUACUGUCUAGAAACAGGGUCCAAGGUCUUCCUGGUUCUAAUUUUUGCUGAGUACAAGGAUA
Molecule: messenger RNA, 1392 nt
Organism: Rhodamnia argentea
Lineage: Eukaryota; Viridiplantae; Streptophyta; Magnoliopsida; Myrtales; Myrtaceae
Product: ethylene-responsive transcription factor ERF118-like
Exons: 2
Coding region: 417-1289 (290 amino acids)
Biological process (GO): regulation of DNA-templated transcription
Molecular function (GO): DNA-binding transcription factor activity; DNA binding
Source: RefSeq, a predicted model, not a curated record